Molecule: messenger RNA, 2318 nt
Organism: Armigeres subalbatus
Lineage: Eukaryota; Metazoa; Arthropoda; Insecta; Diptera; Culicidae
Product: nose resistant to fluoxetine protein 6-like
Exons: 6
Coding region: 155-2263 (702 amino acids)
Molecular function (GO): acyltransferase activity, transferring groups other than amino-acyl groups
Source: RefSeq, a predicted model, not a curated record
GUAACUGUUCUCCAGUAGCCAACAGCCAUUAUCACAAUACAUAAUCUCAGUGAGAACACUCCGGAAUCGUCAGUUGAUCAGAAGUGGUGGGCGAUUGAACAGUGUACUAAACUAAAAAUCAGUCAAAUGUGACAAUAUUGUGCGACGCUUACAAAUGAGUGCUGUAUUGAGAGUGGUAGUGAUUAUAGGGGUCGCAUUUUACGACCCAACCGUGGCCCAAAAUGCGUACGAAUCGAUGAGCUUUCCCGAAUGGAUCGAUAACUUCCCAGGAAUUAGUGAAAUUAUCAACAAUCUCACACAGCUAAUUGAUGCGAACUCCGCAAAUGUGACACAAUGUGAACUACAGUUGCAAUACUUGCAACAAAGUAUCGUACCAAAGCCGCAAUUCUGGGCUUUACAAAUGCUCGACGCAUGGUCCAAGCUACCAGCUGGAAUUUUCCAGGGCAAUACGGUGGACUUCGGUAACUAUGAUGAGUGUCAUAAGGUGGAGCAUGUGGCGAGCAACGAAACUAUUGGUCUAAUCAAGGGUCGUUAUUGCACGAUGAUGAUCCCCUUGGAAUUAGGCAGCAUUUAUCAGCGUCAAUUUCCUUCAGACAACAGCAAAGCAAACAUGCUGCAAUUGGGAACGUGCUUUCCAACCACGUGCUCAGCGGCUCAGCUUAAUUCAAUAUUCAACGGCUCAUCCGUGGGGGCGCUGACCCUGCCGGAGAUAACGUUUACGUGUGAAGCUCCAUCACCAGCCCUAGGAACUAAAGAAAUUGUGGCAAUAGUCAUCUUCGGUAUAGUGGCUGCUCUGCUACUAUUUAGUACCCUAUAUGAAGUGGCGAUGCUGAUCUCGUCAAAUCAAUCUAAUCCAAAUUGGGCUAUGUUCUCGAUAUACUCCAAUGGAAUAAAAUUAUUCAGAAUUAGCGAACGACAGUCACGCAGUCAAGUGAAAUCCAACCAAAUUGAUUGCUUGAAUGGAAUCCGCGUCAUUUCGAUGGUUUGGAUUGUAUUCUGCCACAACUACAUGAUGCAAAUGGUGAAACCUUCUGUUAACAAAAUUGGUAUUUAUGAUUGGAUCAAAUCGUACCACAGCAUGUUGGUAGUGGGCGGAACAGUAUCGGUGGAUUCAUUCUUUCUUCUCAGUGGACUACUCGUCUGUUGGACUCUUCUAAAAGAGCUUGACAAAAGUCGCAAGCUGAAUCUUCCAGCAAUGUAUUUACAUCGAUAUCUUCGUCUCACUCCAGCUCUAGCAGCUCUGAUACUAAUUGGUUCAACGUUGCUGAAAUACGUUGGUUCUGGUCCUUUGUGGAAAAAUUCAGUCACACUUAUGGAGAACGCUUGUCAUAAGUAUUGGUGGUCUGCUCUUCUCUACCUUCAGAACUACGUCAAUCCAACGGAGAUCUGUAUGGGCCACACAUGGUACCUAUCCGUAGAUAUGCAUCUCUUUGUUUUAUCACCACUAAUAAUCUACCCACUGUGGAGGUGGGGUAGAAGAGCAAUUUACGCCAUCGCAGUUCUAAUAGCAUUGUCUAUGGGAUGUGUUAUAGCAGCAAUGCUUUUGAAUAACCUACGGUUAGCUUUCGUAGACAGCGGCAAGCAUCCACCAGACAGAAACCGACAAGUUCUGGUGUACUACCCUACUCACAUUAGGAUGGGAGCUUGGCUGAUCGGGGUGAUCCUUGGCUACAUCUUGCACUCAACCAAGCAACGAAUAGUACGGCUAUCCAAAACCGUCGUCAUAUCUGGAUGGCUAGUCUCCCUAACUAUUAUGCUUGCCAUUCUACUAGGAGACUACCCGUUGCAGCAACCGGAUACCUACGAAGAGCAUCCGGUGAUCGUAGACGCCAUUUAUGAGUCCACCAACCGAAUAGUGUGGGCCGGAUGCCUCGCAUGGAUCGUCUUCGCCUGCGUAAACGAGUACGGAGGUCCAGUCAACACAUUUCUUAGUUUAUCAAUAUGGCAACCGCUGGGCCGGUUGUCCUACAGUAUCUACUUGUUACAUUUGCCAGUGCAAACAAUGCUUUUGGGAUCACUCAGAAAUGCGGGAUAUUUUUCCGACAUCGUUGCAGCGCACAGCUUCUGGGGAGACUUUGGUCUUACAAUCACGGUGUCGAUACUAUGGUGCCUAGCGUUUGAAUCUCCCAUCGUCGGAUUAGAGAAGAUUCUUUUAAAAGGAUUGACCAAAACUAAAUCAAAUAUAGUAUUAGUUGGAGAGCAGAAGACUGACCAUCAUGGAUAUGGAUCAACGGAAAACAUCAUAACCAGAGAACAAGUGUAAGAAUGGUUUUAAUAAUUAAACAAACUCAACUAAUUGGUUUUAUGCAUUUUUAUUA